Molecule: messenger RNA, 981 nt
Organism: Paramecium tetraurelia
Lineage: Eukaryota; Ciliophora; Oligohymenophorea; Peniculida; Parameciidae
Exons: 4
Molecular function (GO): oxidoreductase activity, acting on the CH-OH group of donors, NAD or NADP as acceptor
Source: RefSeq, a predicted model, not a curated record
AUGAAUAAAUUACAAUCAUUUCUCACAAGAGGCUAAGAUUUCUGGUAGAAAUUCUAUGAAAAGAAAGGAAAGAAAGGAGUCGCAUAAGUGGCAGCUUUGGGUUUGGGAUUGUUGUAUCUUCAGUAUCAAGUACGAAAGCACAAUGGAUGGUUGAAGAAGAAGAGUGUAGUUAAUGAACAUAUCUUUAUUACUGGAGGAGCAAGUGGUAUUGGAAAAAAUAUGGCAUUGAGAUUUGCUAGAUUAGGAGCAAAAAUAUCCAUUGUGGAUGUGAAUGAGGAUGCAUUAAAUUAGGUUGUGGGUUAGAUAAAUAGUCUUCAUGGUGAAAAGGCUGCAUUUGGAGUGAAAUGUGAUGUCAGUGAUCCUUAAUCUGUUAAAAAUGCUAUUAAAAAGUGCAUUGAUUUUCAUUAGAAAAAGAUAGAUAUUUUGAUAAAUAAUGCUGGAGUUGUGAGUGGGAAACAAAUUCUAGAAAAUACAGAUGCUGGUAUUGCUAGAACAAUGAAUAUUAACACAACUGCCCACCAUUGGACUGUGAGGGAAGUGUUAGGAGAUAUGAUUGCCAAUAAACAUGGUCACAUUGUAACCAUAGCUUCAAUUGCAGGUUGGGUUGGAGUCAGAGGAUUGGCCGAUUAUUGUGCUUCCAAAUUCGGUGCUGUUGGAUUCGAUGAAUCCCUUAGAUUUGAAUUAAGAGCAACUAAAUCUAAUGUCAAAACCACUUGCAUCUGUCCAUAUUUCAUCAAUACAGGAAUGUUUGAUGGAGCCAAAUCAAAAUUCCCUCUUCUAUUCCCAAUUCUAUCUGAAAAUUACGCUACCACAAGAAUAGUAAAUGCAGUGCUCUAAGAUGAAACAGUUGUGAUUAUGCCAAUUAUUCUAAAUUUAUCCAUUAUGGUUAAAGCAAUAUUCCCAACAUGCAUCUAUGACAAUAUGAUGGAACUCUUUGGAGUCAGUGAAUCUAUGGAUCAUUUCAAAGGCAGACAAUAAUGA